GUCAUAAAUACAAUAAUUACAGCUUAGGCAGAAAUAAGCAACGCACUCUCCUAGUUCCACAGGCUGCCUGCAUAGCUACAACACUGCUGUCACACUGACAGGAGGGAGACAAGCCCAGGAAAUACUUCACUGUACUGCGCUGUUGUUUGUAUUGAAUUGUACCAGGAUUUUAUUUUUCACCUGAUUUUUUUGUUUUUUUUUUUCAUUUCCAGCCAUGGAUUUGCUCCUGGAUUCUGGCUAACCAUGACAGUCUCCUCAAAGUCAAACUGAAUCUUCCUAACUCACAAAAACUAGUAGCGGGAAUCAUUUACAAAAUGUCUGUGACUGCCCUGUUCCGGGGCAAGUGGGGGCAGAAGUCACAGGAAAACUCAGAGAAGCGCCCAGCAGCUGUGGUUCAACCCAGUCAUGAGGAAGACGAUGACGAGGAUGACUCCAAAGUUGGUUUCAGCAGAGAGCCUAUCCGCAGGAACUCCCGCUUUUACCGCUCAAUGAGGAAAAAGAGGCUGGUCUCAUCUGAGCAGUCUGAAAGUCCCACCAAGCCUGGUUUGGACCAUAGUCCAUCCAACAAAGCAGGAGUCUCCAACUCUAAUACUCCUUUACCCAACAAAUCACCUUUGUUGCCUGGGGCCAGACGCCCUCAGCUUUCACCACAGCUCCAUCAUUCCAGAACUGUGUUGCCAAGCAAUGGUGAGGCCAGCAGCAGACAUGCUCUGUACAACAGGGAUGCUGUGGAUAAGAGAAGAGGAGGAGUGGGAGGAGGGAGUGUGGACAUAUCCGCUGCCUCCAACAGCAAGCAUAGAGAUUCUACAUCUGACAUGAUCUCUUACCGGACUCACGGCAUUCACAGUGGAGACAUUAAAAAGCUGUCUGAGAAAACAGCUGCAGCUUGCACUGUACAGGAGGUCAGACGGAUAGAAAUGAGCUCACAACAGCCCAGUCCUGACGGAGCAGACCGGGAUAACGCCAACCUCAGGUUGCUGAGCAAUGGAGAAAGCUCCCAGACGAUCGGCCACAGCCUCAACAUCGUCAAAAACAUUGCGUUCCUGUACCAGGAAUAUCGGGAUACCUCAAAGCAGCAGGAGAUCGAGCAACGGCGGCAGCGGGACAACCUUUCCCCUAGGGUUACUGCAGGGACCGUGGUGGCAGAGUCCGGUGUCGUGUCCCCCCCGGCAUUACAGCUUCAGCUGAGGAACAGCGCUCGCUCGUUGACCUUGUGGCAGAACCUGGACCCCGUGCAGGCCAGCGGCCUGCUCAGCCAGUUACCGCAGAAGGAAAUCAUAAUGCAAGAGGCCAUGUUUGAGCUCGUUACCUCAGAAGCAUCCUACUACAAGAGUCUGGAAAUUCUGGAGACUCACUUCCUCCGUAACCCUGUUUUAAUCAACACUCUCAGCCAAUCUGACAUGCACUUCCUGUUCUCCAACAUCGAGGAGGUCAUGAAGGCCAGUGAAAGGUUCCUGAUGGAUCUUGAGCACCGAAUCGAGAAGUCUAUUCUGAUUUCGGAUGUUUGUGACAUUGUUUACCACCAUGCGGUGAAGCACUUCAGUGUGUUCAUCAAAUACGUUAUUAACCAGGUUUACCAGGAGAAGAACUACAGACGUAUUUUAGAGGGAAACCAGGCAUUUCGGGAGGCCAUGGCUGGUCUGGAGAAUCAUCCUCGUGUCAGGGGCCUGUCCUUCACCUCGUUCCUCAUCCUUCCUUUCCAGAGGAUCACAAGGCUCAAGCUGCUGGUGCAAAACAUCCUGAAAAAAGCUGAGGAAAACUCUGAGAGGGAAGCAAAUGCUAUAAAAGCACAUCAGCAACUGGAGCACAUUGUGAAAGAGUGUAACGAAGGGGUACGAAAAAUGAGCCGCACUGAGGAGCUUAUCAGCAUCGAGAAAACACUGGAGUUUAAAUCCAAGUCUGUGCCCAUCAUUUCCCACUCGCGCUGGCUGCUAAAGAAGGGUGAAGUGCAGCUAAUGGCUGGACCCAAGAGCACGAGGACCAUGCGCAGCCGUAAACUCUACCAACCGCUCUACUUGUUCCUGUUCAACAACCUGCUGCUGAUCACCAAACCCAGCUCAGGUGGGGACAAGUUCCAGGUUCUGGACUCAUGCAUGCGGGCCAUGUUAAGGACCGAAGACCUUGAAGACCAGGGCCAGUUGCUGGCCAAUGUCUUUAAUCUCAAGCUCCUGGAGAACCAAGAGGAGCGUCCAGUCAGCUACAUGCUCAAGACCAUCAGCAUGAGUGACAAGCUUCGGUGGAUGUGUGCUCUCACUCCUAACCGGCGCACACGCUUUAUGUCUACUAGUGCCCACCAACCAGACUCUCCACAGGUGCAGUGUAUUCAGUCGUACUCAUCCCAGGAGCCGGAUGAACUCUCCAUUGAGAUGGCUGAUGUUUUGAACCUCCUAGAGAGAACUGAUGAUGGCUGGAUGAUGGGUGAAAGGCUUCAUGACGGUGAAAGGGGCUGGUUCCCUAGUCGUAUAGUAGAGGAGAUCCAGAGCAAGGAGGUCCGAGCUCAGAACCUGAGAGAGGCCUUCAGGGUCCAGCAAGCCCAGGAAGGGGGAAGCGGCCCGCAAACCGGAGCCAGGGUUGGUUUGAGGGCAGGGAGACGCACCCCAAGGGUCUCCAGCCUCUCCAGUUCUUGGAGCGAUCAAAUGGGGGACAACAGUGAAGUAAAUCAGUGAAUCAGUAACAAUAAUGAAUGUCACCAUUCAGGACAUAUGCACUAAGAGAAACAUAAUCAGGAUACAUGUGACUUUAUUCCCAUACAAUGGCAUCUUGUCCCUUUGAUUUUCAGCAGUGGAUGGUUUUGAGAAAUCCACAGCUUCGGUCUCAGUGAUCUGGGACAAAUGAUCACAGUGCUUGAGUCAGUAACCUUGUACAAGCGAUGCUGCAUGUCUCAUGUAAACGUGUAGUGAAGGUGUAUCGUAGGCCAACACACUAUGGUGUGUAAUGCAUGGAGCAAAGCUCUGUGUUUGGUUCAGGGCUUUGUGUGGGAAUGGCCCUAACACAACCCUAAUAGUCUGAAAACAGUACUGUAAACAUUCCUCAGCUGCAUGGACAAGUUUUAAAAAUUGAAUGUGUUCAUUUCAUUGUAAAAUACCCUUCAACACUGAAUUAUACAAAUAUUCAAGUGUUUGGUGGCCCUGAGAGCGCAGUGCAAUCCAACUCGUACAUGCAAAUAGACAAAAUCAAGUAAAAUGAAGAAAACAUCUCCAUCAGUUUGGCAACUUGUACAUCAUUCUGAAUAAAUGUGACUUUUUAAUAUUACAUUUUUUUUUUCAUUAAAACUUAUAUAUCAAGUUUUAAUAUUCAAAUUCUAAUAAUUUUAUGAUUCAGAUAUUAUGGCCAUUAUUUGAAUUUGAUCAUCUAGUAAUCAAACUUAGCUCCCUGUCCAACACCAAUGACUGAUAGUGGACUUGGAUUUGGACCCAUGACCCCAGGUGUGUUUAGGCAUGUUCAUCUUUUUUGUAAUUUCAUUCCGUGCAGCUUCCACGCCAGCAUUUCUGUAUUCAGUUGUUUUCUGUUAUUGCUGUGUGUUCAUGUAGUUGGUUGCGUUUUGUCUCUUUGCAUCAUUGUUUCUUGCUGCACGUGUGUUGUUAAGCUCAAGAAGUUUUCUCCAUUUUUUUUUUUGCUUGCAUGCAGUUGCACUGAGCUUUCAGGACCACCAUAUAAGUGUCUGAUAAAAUAAAUACAUAGAAUAGUAUUGUAUGAAAAUCACCAAUGAAUAUUUAAAAGGUCUGUGUCUAUGAAUAUUCAUUUAAGUCAGUCAGCUGAGGUGGUACUCCAACUAAAAUGUAUCUUUUGAGUGUGAAAAUCUGCCACAGCAAUCAGCCACACGUGAUUGCGCGUGGCUGUAAUAAGGAUGCUCCGUCAUGGAGAAGAGUGGCAGGAGUCAGCUUGGCUUCACUGUGGAUGCAGCAGUGUCAGAAACAUCCAUAGAAAUCAGAGGUGAGAUUGCAAACACAAACGCCUCCACCAGAUAAUGUUGAUAGUAUUUCUCUGUAGGUUGGGGACACGGCUACCAAAAAUAAUAUGUCAGAUUGGAAAAAAAAAAAAAUGCUAUGCUGGCAGGAAUCCAAGUCAACAGACUGGCACAAUAGCCAAUCAGAACACACACACACACACACACACCCCUCCUACCAAAACAAACUUGUGGUCUGCAUACCUAGGUUUAUUUGAAUGGCAUCUGCAGAGCCUUGUGCUAUACAGAGUCCUUAAAGAUUCCCUUUAAAUCAAACUGCCUGGCUCUAGAUUUCCCAAACUGAUAGAGUAACAGGUCCAUCCAGUCUGAAAGACUGUCAUGGUUCAGGUGGUGUUUAUUUGUUUUAAUCUUCACAAAGGCUCUCUCUGCUCUUGCAAGAGCGACAGGUAACAUCAUGAACAAUAGCAGGGCAGUGCAAACUUCCUGGAGCUCUGGUGGCAAUAAUGACCUGAUACAUGUUUCUGCAGCAUCCAUACUGUACUGUGCAAUGGACCCUGUGCCAGUCCUGAUUUUGUAAUGCUAAGAACAGUUGUUUUCUACCUGCCAUUAACCCAAGCUGACCUAUUCUUUCAAAAAACAAACUCCACUCUAACAGCCAUCUUCUCAGUCUACAGUGUUUAAUACUCAAAAGAUAGAUGUUAUUUGGAAUAUCACUUUAAAAUGUACACACGCUCUCUUUCAUACACACAGGAUAAAUCCUGUAUUAGCAAUUUAAUACCAAAUAACUGCAAUAUGUUGUAAAUGUACGGAAUGUAUCAACGCUAUGAACAACUAUGGCUCAGCAUGAUUGUAAAGCCUGUGCGUCUUUAAAUACAGUAUGUGUACAGUAAUGCAAACAUUUGAUGUUUAAAGUAAUAAUUACUGAAUAAUUAUUUCAUUUUGUAAGAUGUAAAUUAUUGUUCAUAAAAAAGCAUUAAUCAGA
Molecule: messenger RNA, 4889 nt
Organism: Toxotes jaculatrix (banded archerfish)
Lineage: Eukaryota; Metazoa; Chordata; Actinopteri; Toxotidae
Gene: ngef
Product: neuronal guanine nucleotide exchange factor
Exons: 15
Coding region: 315-2666 (783 amino acids)
Biological process (GO): activation of GTPase activity
Molecular function (GO): protein binding; guanyl-nucleotide exchange factor activity
Source: RefSeq, a predicted model, not a curated record